This is a messenger RNA of Dinoponera quadriceps, 2136 nucleotides long. RefSeq names its product delta-aminolevulinic acid dehydratase (gene Pbgs). Gene Ontology annotation, molecular function: porphobilinogen synthase activity; zinc ion binding. Lineage: Eukaryota; Metazoa; Arthropoda; Insecta; Hymenoptera; Formicidae. Gene Ontology annotation, biological process: heme biosynthetic process. The transcript is spliced from 6 exons. The record is from RefSeq and is a predicted model, not a curated record. Bases 695 to 1963 code for a protein of 422 amino acids. Gene Ontology annotation, cellular component: cytosol.
ACUAAAGAUGGCUUUCACAACCUUCAAUUAAUUUAACUCGCUGAUUAUCCCAUUCGAAUUGACCAAUCGCAUUUUUUGUUGAGCAGAAUUGGCUAGAAAUGACCAAUGGCAUAAUCAGCAAGUUAAUUUAAUCGGAGGUUAUGAAACUGGUUCUUGAACCGUCAGUUAUCUGAAAUCCUAAAAAUGGCUUAGGAGCCACUUGAUUGACUGAAAAGCCACAUUUAAGGCACUUUUAUUGAUAAAAAAGUAUUCAAAAUACACAUUAAAGUAUGUAUAUAUUUAGAUAUAGCUAUUAAUACGUGAAAGAUUUGAAGCUUGUCACUUCUCAAAUUUUAAACGUAUAAUAAAUUUAUAGUAACAUUUGAUAACAUUCGUAAAAAAAUAUUGCUUCGUGAAAAAACUCUUGGAUGUUAGGUAAGCGGAUCAAGCAAUAUGUGUUGUGGCAUGUGUGACCACUUAUUUCGCGUGAUUGUAUACAAUAGUCUGCAUAUCAAUACCUUCUGGCCGGUAUUUAUAGUUGGAUUUUAUAUUUAAGACCGUCUUAAGUUUAUUUUCAGAUGCUUCGUGGCCAAUAAAAUGAGUCGUAAAGCAUCUGAAGAUAAACUUAAAUAUUAGAUCAAAUUACGAAUACCGGCCUCUAGUUGCAUCGCAAGUUUUUUUACUUUUAUCGUGAGUGCAGAGUGACAUUUUUGACAUGUCAUGCUUAUCAUGCAUUUCGGACUUAGAAAGAGUGAUUCUACAUCCGACAUCUAGCCAAGGCGAGAUUUUUCAAAGUAACACUUUUGUUGCGAUACAAAAGAGAGAUUAUCCAUCUGGUAAUUUGAUAAACUCAAGUAGUUCUUAUGAAACUGCAAAGAGGAACGUUAUAAUUGGUACUACAACGUCGAAAACAGAAAUGGAGCAAAGAGAAAAUAAUACAAAUAGUUUGGAUAUAAAACAAGUAGCCAGUGUGUCAAAGAUGAUGGAUGCUAAGCAUAUUCUUCACAGUGCCAUUUUUCAUCCUGUCCUUCGAGAGUGGCAAUCCAAAAAUUCAACCAACUUUGACUCUUAUAAUCUUAUGUUACCUAUAUUUGUGACCGACGAAGAAGUUAUGGAAUAUAUUUCAAGUAUGCCUGGGAUGUUUCGCAUGGGAGUUAAGUGGGUAAAAUCUGUUGUGGCUCCUCUUGUUAGGAAAGGAUUAAAGUCUAUUUUAUUAUUUGGUGUGAUAAAGACUCUACCCAAGGACGCACGUGGUACUCAUGCUGACAGUGAACAGAAUCCCGUUAUCCGAGCGUUGCCGAUACUUAAAUCUGCUUUUCCCGAUUUGAUAAUAGCGUGUGAUGUUUGCUUGUGCCCAUAUACAAGUCUCGGACACUGCGGUAUUAUCGGGACGGAUGAUCUUAUAGACAACACAGCGAGUAUUAAACGACUCGCAGAAGUUGCUCUUGCAUAUGCCAAGGCUGGCGCGCAUAUCGUUGCGCCGUCCGAUAUGAUGGAUGGCAGAGUGGCUGCGAUAAAACAGUCUCUAAUAAUAAACGGGUUUUCACAUAAGGUAGCGGUCUUGUCUUACUCCGCAAAGUUCGCGUCGACACUUUACGGGCCCUUCCGGGAGGCAUCGGGCAGUGCUCCGGCAAAGGGCGACCGCCGAUGUUACCAGUUACCCUCUGGUAGCGCUGGAUUGGCAGUCAGAGCAGCCGCAAGAGAUGUAAACGAAGGAGCGGACAUGCUAAUGGUGAAGCCAGGGCUGCCUUACUUGGAUAUAGUCAAACGUAUAAAGGAUGCCCAUCCUGAAUAUCCUUUAUUUGUGUACCAAGUCUCAGGAGAAUACGCCAUGUUGCAUCAUGCUGCGAAUAAUAAUGUGUUCGAAUUAAUGAACGGAGUAGUCGAAUCAAUAACCGCCAUGAGGAGAGCCGGUGCUGACUGCAUCAUAACGUACUUUACUCCUUUACUUUUAAAUGCAUGGUACAGAAAAUCCAAAUAUUAGAAUUCAAUUGUUGGAACUUCGUGAGGCUAAGGAUUUCUGCACAGGACCGUCUACGACGAGAUAUUACAUCACAUUGUGUAAAUUUACGCAGCAGUCUUAAUAUAUACGUACAUAAAGGAUGUUAUAAAUGUAUAUAUAUAAAAGACAUAUAUACAUUUUUAAUUAACUAUUUA